Molecule: messenger RNA, 4680 nt
Organism: Ailuropoda melanoleuca (giant panda)
Lineage: Eukaryota; Metazoa; Chordata; Mammalia; Carnivora; Ursidae
Gene: ZNF449
Product: zinc finger protein 449
Exons: 5
Coding region: 521-2077 (518 amino acids)
Biological process (GO): regulation of transcription by RNA polymerase II
Molecular function (GO): DNA-binding transcription factor activity, RNA polymerase II-specific; RNA polymerase II cis-regulatory region sequence-specific DNA binding
Source: RefSeq, a predicted model, not a curated record
GCGUGGCCGUCCCUGGGGCGCGGGCUCGGGCGGCGGGGCUCCCUUCCCGCUAGGGCUACGCCAACUGGCUACCGCCAACCCUGACCCGGCGGCGGGCGCGUGGACGAGCGACCGGCGGCGGGCCCCUGUCCGGCCCGGGUCCCCGCCGCCGCUCCUUGCAACCCGGCCGGGCCUUCCCAGGGUUGUUCGGGAUCGGGAGCACCCGUCGGGGCGCAGGGACAUCCUGUGGGGAGCGCGCUGGGGCCGUGCCCGCGCCCGGGGCAGCCGAUUUGUAACUGGCUUUUAGAAGUUCCCGCGACGUGUCCCCCCCCUCGCCUUUCCCCGAGUGCUCGCUUUGCACACACCCUCUUUAUCCGUGGGCCGUGUGAGCGCGGGCUCGCUCGUGCCGGUUUGGGGAGAAGCCGUGAGUCCUGGGGUGCAGUGAGCUGUGGGUGGCUCCCCCUUCACGCCUACACAGAGAACCAGAUUGGAAUCUGAGACUUCAGGCCCCAGAGAAAUUGCAGACAGCCAGAGCGGGGCGAUGGCGGUGGCCCUGGGCUGUGCAAUCCAGGCCUCGUUGAAUCAGGGCUCCGUGUUUCAAGACUAUGACGCCGACUGUGAAGUUUUCCGCCAGCGCUUCAGGCAGUUCCAGUACAAGGAAGCAGCCGGGCCUCACGAAGCCUUCAACAAACUCUGGGAGCUCUGCUGUCAAUGGCUGAAGCCAAAGAUGCGUUCUAAGGAACAGAUCCUGGAGCUGCUGGUGUUGGAGCAGUUCCUAACCAUUCUGCCCACAGAGAUAGAGACCUGGGUGAGGGAACACUGCCCAGAGAACAGAGAGAGAGUCGUGUCGCUGAUAGAAGACUUACAGAGGGAACUUGACAUACCAGAGCAGCAGAUGGAUCGGCAGGAAAUGCUGUUGGAGGAGCUGGCACCAGUGGGACCGGCACACGUGCCACCCAACAUCCACCUGGAGUCGCCGGCCCUGCAGGUGAUGGCGCCUGCCCCGGAGGCCCUGGUGGCAGAGGCCUGGAUCCCCCAGGCGGGGCUGCCGGAGCUGGGCUACGGUGCUGCGGGGGAUUGCCAGCCCUUCCUGGACCCUGGAUACCCAAUACCAAAGCUUGACGUGAGCUUUCCAUUGGAGCCUCGGGAAGAAGUGUGGGUGAAAGAACUACAAGAGUCCAAAGAAAUGAAGCAAUUACUUGAUUCCAAGAUAGGUUUUGAGAUUGGGAUAGAAAACGAAGAUGAUACUUCAAAACAGAAGAAACUGGAGAACAUGUACCCGUUUAUUGUGACACUGGAGGGAAAUGCUCUCCACGGUCCCAUUUUGCAGAAGGACUAUGUACAGUUGGAGAAUCAGUGGGAGAGUCCCCCAGAGGAUUUACAGACCGAUUUAACCAAACUGGUAGAGCAUCAGGCCCCCUCUGCAGGAGAGAAACCUGAAAACUCCAACCUGGAAGAACCUCUCAACCCCAGACCCCAGAAGAAAAAGAGUCCAGGGGACAAACCUCACCGAUGUCCUCAGUGUGGAAAGUGUUUUGCUCGGAAGUCACAACUUACAGGGCACCAGCGAAUUCACUCAGGAGAGGAACCUCACAAAUGCCCUGAGUGUGGAAAAAGAUUCCUCCGCAGCUCGGACCUUUAUCGACACCAGCGGCUUCACACAGGGGAGAGACCCUACGAGUGCACCGUGUGUAACAAGCGAUUCACUCGGCGGUCCCACCUGAUAGGCCACCAGAGAACCCACUCCGAAGAAGAAACGUACAAAUGCCUGGAGUGCGGAAAAAGCUUUUGUCACGGAUCGAGUCUCAAAAGACAUCUGAAAACGCAUUCGGGUGAGAAACCUCACCGAUGUCACAGUUGUGGUAAAAGUUUUAGCAGACUGACAGCUCUCACUUUGCAUCAGAGAACUCACACGGAAGAGAGACCUUUUAAGUGUAAUUAUUGUGGGAAAAGCUUUAGACAGAGACCAAGCCUUGUUAUUCAUUUACGAAUUCACACAGGGGAGAAGCCAUACAAGUGUAGUCAUUGUUCGAAAAGCUUCAGGCAGAGGGCAGGCCUUAUUAUGCACCAGGUCACUCACUUUAGAGGACUUCUCUAAGAAUUGUGAGAGGUGACAGGCUCCUACAGAGAUUGACAGGAACUCAAAAAAAAAAAAAAUCUUAACCAACAGCAGCCUGUUUGUCUUGGAAGAAUCUUUUCAUUUGAGCUGAGAACAGGUUUUAAAAAUGAUUUUAAAACCCCAUCUUCCAAAGUACAUGAAUUCUAGAAUAUCCAUCUACUCUUGCAAUGUUCCCAGAUUCAAUUUAUUCUCUCUUAUUUUUUUUUUUAAUGACAAUGAAAUGUUUUGUGUCCCAGGCCAACCGUAUCGUAGAUAGAAAGCAUGAAGCAUAUAAUUGAUGACAAUCCUUUUCAGGGUAGGGUUAAUAUGAUGGAUAAUCGUGUCCAUCAGUGUGUCUCCUGUAGCAGCACCAGAAUUAUUCUGCUGUUGUUAUUAAAGGCGAUCGUAUUAGUUCAAAGCUUUAUGUGUCCUAAGUAGCAAGAAAGGAGACAGUGUAUUUUGUCAAAUGAUAAAAAUGUGUCGGGAACACAUUUGCCUGGUAAGAACGGGGGUCUGUCCAUGGAAAGUUUUUAUGUUUAAGGAAAUUAAGAUUUUUAACCUUUACUUAGGAAUUGUGCAGAGUUUGCUAGUCUGCUUAGUUGGCGGUCUGGGGUGAUGCUGCUUAGAGCAGAGUAUGAAUUUGGUGAUUUCUUUCGUUCACAGAAUAAGUAAGCUCUUUGUGGAAGAAUCCACUUGACAGUUGAUUUCUUACAAGUAGAACCAGUGUCUGUUGCCUUGUACUCUCUUUUGGUAUUCAUCCCUGUGUCUCUCAGUGCUUUAACAAUUUUAUACGUUCUUUAAUGCAGUGUCCCCCUAAGUGUGUGUCGUAGAGCCCUUAGUUCUACAAGAUGCUUUACAAAUAACUUUGGGACUCCCUGCUGUCUCCACUUUCUAGAUUCGCAGGGCCCAUCAGCAUGGGAGAAUGUCUGAGAGGCCCUCCAGUAAAGGUGGAAACAAAUCACCUCUUUUGGCUCAAUGUUUUGCCAACCCAUUUGACCCCAGAACCCUUUUUCAUGUACACCCAGUGAUAACCCACAGAACUAGUGUUCUUCAAAUACUCCUUGGAACACACUCUCCUUAACAGGUGUAUCUAUAGCCAGCGGUCUAGUCUCGUUGCUCCCAAGCCUAGUUAUCUCCAGUUGUUUCAAGGGUGGUAUGAAAAGUUCUUUACAUAUAUACAUUUUUUCUUAUGUAAUACACACACACAUACACACACUCACACACACAUCAUUUUAAGGAGGUGAGGGUCACUAAUUGAGAUAAUUUACACGUUGCUCAGUGAUUCUCAGCCUCUUUGAAAUUUACUUAUAACCACACACACGUAUUGCUACUUAUAUAAACCUUCUCAUGUAAUCGUGGUAAUGACUGAAAGUCCUGUAACAAGGGAAGAACUCUCUUUGUCAGUUAUAGCUGUUGAUACCUGAAAAUAUUCAUUCAGCCUAGUUCCUUGUUAUAAAAUACAAGAGGUAGGACAUUCAAGUAUUUUGUCUUCAUGAAGAUACCAGUCAUUCUUUCCCUAACCUAGAAUUAGGGAAAGUACAUAUAUUUGUUCUGUUCCAUUGAAGUUCUUGGAAGUGAUAUUGACUAUAAAUAUUUCGGGGGCAACUACUGUGUGCCCAACUAGUCCUGUUCUAGGCUUAAUGGAAACCAGUAAAGACGUUAAUCCAUGAAUCAGGUUCAUAAGGAGUUUAUACUAUUGUUAGUUAAACAAGAGUUGGGAAACACAUGGAGAACAAUGCAAGAGAGUUUAGAAUUAAGUGCCAAAUCCUAUCAAGUGCUAGAGCCAGGGUGUGUCUUUAAUUCUUGUCAUCCGGGUCCCUGUAUGAUGCUGCUAUAAGCGUGGGGUUGACGUUGAGAUCCCAGUAGCAAUAAACCUGUAACGUGGGAGGAGUCUGAAUGUAGAGAUGAACGAUAUGGAAUGUAACGGCUUCUCUUUUCUCUCUUGUGGACUUGCAUUCAAACCAGGACAGUGCCUUAGAAUGGAUGUGCCCAACUGCUCUGUAUCUAUGCAAUAUUUUAAUAAAGUGGAAAUGUGUACGCUCUUCCUGCUUCGAUCACGUGAAUAGUAGUUUGCGCAGCUCAGAACCGCUUCCCUGAGCUGUGGCGACAAGCGCCACGACUGCCUCCCGCUCCCACCCUGUGUUGCAGUCCCUGUGCUCUCUGUAGCCAGGUUGCUGGGUUUACGCAUCAUUCUGAGCACUCAAUACGGUCGGUUUUAGCGAGGAGGCUUAGUUGCCGUCAUCAUAUGAGACACAGCCUCCCCCCCCAUUUAUAGCAUCAACGCACAACUUGAUUUUGCAGCUUAGAGAACAUCUGUUACCUAUUUCUUUGUUCUAGUGUCCUCUAUGUAACAGGCACUGAUCAACGUUUGUGGCAUUGAGUCAAGAAACAGUGAAAUAAUUCUUGGAAACAGAGAUCCCGGUGGAUGAGUCUAGUUAUGUUUCUGAACAUUUCCAAAAGAUAAUGGCAAAAUGCAGUCCCUGCCUCCCUCCUCAGUGCCGUGAAGGACGCGAACCAGCAACCAUCUUGUAAGUGCUCUGAAGGUUAAGUGAAAUGUGUAUCGUUCAGGCCUUACACAGUGUAGGCUUUCAAUAAACAUUCAG